Molecule: messenger RNA, 8867 nt
Organism: Anolis carolinensis (green anole)
Lineage: Eukaryota; Metazoa; Chordata; Lepidosauria; Squamata; Anolidae
Gene: trim58
Product: tripartite motif containing 58
Exons: 6
Coding region: 2041-3564 (507 amino acids)
Biological process (GO): protein ubiquitination
Cellular component (GO): cytoplasm
Molecular function (GO): protein binding; ubiquitin protein ligase activity; zinc ion binding
Source: RefSeq, a predicted model, not a curated record
CUGGCCCUGUUUUAAAAGUUUGGGGACCCCUGGUGUAGAUUGAUAUCAAAGACAGACAGAAGCAGCUGCAACUCCCAUUGGACUGCAACUCCCAUCAGCUCUGGGCAGCAUAGCCAAGGUGAAGGGACCAUGGGAGCCGCAGUUCAACUCCCAUAUACACAAAAAUUACAAGAAAAUCAACCUGUACACCCCCUUACACAUGAUUUCCAAUCUGUCCUCAAUAUUUUCCUCUAGUAUUCAGCUUCCACUGGGAAACCGAAUGAAUCAUAUGAGUUUUAUUGUUGUGUGCCUUCAAGUUGUUUCUGACUUACGACAACUUUAAGGCAAAACUGUCACAGGAGUUUCUUGGCAAAAUUUGUUCAGAAGGGGUUUUCCUUGCUUUCUUCUGAGGCUGAGAGUGUGUGAUUUGUCCAAGAUCAUUCAGUGGGUUUCUAUAGCUGAUUUGAACCCUGGUUUCCAGAGUUGUAGUCCAAUGCCCAAACUAUGGCAUCUUGUACAUUCAUAAAAUUGUUUCAUAGUAAUUUUUGACCAGAAAAAAGCUGCUAAAGUGCCUUAACCUUAAUAAUUUUUUACAAACAAAAACAUUUUCCUUCUUAGUUUUUUUUUAAAAACAUUGACCAUAUUUAUUUGAAUGUCACAGUUCAGUCCCCUUCUUAGCACUUCAGUUUUAUGCAAUCUUUUUGGCACCAAACACUUGACAAUACGUAUUUUAAAAAACAAGAUACAUUCACUUUUAUUAUCUGAAUAUCCCUUGUUUAGAGAAAGACAGAAAAGAAGGCUGUGCUUUAUCCUUUUUUGGGGGGAGGGGGAACGGACCUCUAAAGUAGUAAGACAUAAUUGAGUAUGUUUGUCUAUUUUCUAUCCUCCAACACAGGCACAGGCAAACUUUGACCAUCCAGUCACUUUGGUUACCAACUCCCACAAUUCCUAGUAGCCUACCGGCUGCAUAUACAUCACAACUUCUGAGGAUGCCUGCCAUAGAUGUGGGCAAAAUGUCAGGAGAGUAUACUUCUGGAACAUGGCCAUACAGCCUGGAAAACACACAACAACCCAGCCUACCGGCUGUUAGGAACCAUGCCUGCUCCAACAUUUCACAGAUGAAAAUUUAUUUAUUUACAGUAUUUAUAUUCUGCCCUUCUCACCCCGAAGGGGACUCAGGGCGGAUCACAUUAUAUACAUAUACGGCAAACAUUCAAUGCCCAUAUACAUAGAACCGAGACAGACACAAACACAGAGGCAAUUUAACCUUCUCUUGAGGGGAUGUUCGAUUCUGGCCACAGGGGGAAGCAGAUACUUCAUCAUCCACUGUGACUUCCUCAUUCCACGUCGUAAAUUAGUUAAAUUUGCCUCCCCACUUUAUAAGUGGUACCUUAUUUCCUACUUGAUAGAUGCAACUGUCUUUCAGGUUGCUAGGUCAGCAAAGAGCCGGGGCUAUUUUUUAUUUUUUAAUUGAUGGGUGCUCACCCCGCCACGGGCUGGCCUCGAAUUCAUGACCUCAUGGUCAGAGUGAUUUAUUGCAGCAGGCCACUCACCAGCCUGCGCCACAGCCUGGCGCAUGAAAACAUGGAAUACAAACAACAUGAGAUUACAGUCAAGACUGCAAUAAUAUUGUGACAGUAGUGUUAACCUGCACCCAACACUCCAAAAUGCUUGUAAUCAAUAACAGUGCAAUGUGCCCAGGAUCAGAUGAAAUUCAGUAGAAGGCGUGAAUAGCAAAAUUUCUUUGCUGUACAUUGCAGAAACUUGUUUGCCUUGUUUGCAAGAACCGUCCAAGGUGAUGACCUCCUCUCUUGGCAGGCUGCCUGGUUCUUUUUCUCCUCCUUCCAGAGGCUGUUGCCUUUUGUGUUUGUUGUCUGCUAGGGCCAGGAAUGGAAACUGCCUGAAACACAGAGACCCACAUGGAGGGCUUCCAAGAAGGAAAUCAUCACUAGCUAGAACUCCCCGCCCUGCAGUAGCCACUCCCUUCAUAGUGGAACAUACUGUGGAAAGGCAAGUAUUUGUCCACCCAGUCAGAAGGACAGAAGAAAGCCUUCCACAGACAUGGCGUCUUCCUCCUCGGUGGCUGACUCCAUAGAGAGGCUGCAGGAUGAGGUGUCAUGUUCCAUUUGCUUGGAGUACCUCAGGGACCCCGUGACCAUUGACUGUGGCCACAACUUCUGCACAGUAUGUAUCACUGACCACUGCAAGAGAGGGGCAGAUCCCACAAUUGGAGCAGCUCUUUGCCCACAAUGCCGGGCCGGAUUCUUACUCAACAAUUCACGUCCCAACAAGCAACUGGCCAACAUUGUGGAAGGCAUUGAGCGGCUGGCUCUACGGCCGAGCAAAUUGUCUGCAGGCAGCGAGGCUUUGUGUGAGAAGCAUGGGAAGAAGCUGCGUCUCUUCUGCCAGGAUGAUAGUGAACCCAUUUGUUUGGUGUGUGACAAAUCGCGAGAGCAUCGCAUGCACACCGUCUUGCCCAUUGAGGAAGCUGCCUAUGACUACAAGAUUAAGAUCCAGGAAGCUGUGGCUCUUCUCAAGAAAGUUCUGGAGGAAGCAAAAAAACUGGAAGCGCAAGAGGAAGAGAAAACGGCUCAGUGGAAGGAAAAAGUAGAGGAAUGUCGAGUGCUCAUCAAAUCAGGUUUUGAAAAACGUCGCCAAGCGAUGGCCAAAGAGGAGCAGCUGCUUUUGAGGCAACUUCAUGAAGAAGAGCAAGUCACAGUGAAGAAGUUGCAAACAAACUGGGCUUUCCUUGCUGGGCAAUGUGCUGGGCUACAGCAGCUGAUAUUGGAAAUGGAACAGAAAAGCCAGCAGCCGGCAGCCUUUUUCCUUAAGGAUGUGAAAAACACUUUGAUCAGGAGUGAAGGGAUAUCCCUGCAAGGAUUGCAGCCCAUCUCGAUGGAUCUACAGGAGUCUUACGAUGUCCCUGGGCUUUUGGAGUCUCUCCGAAAAUACAGAGUGCCAAUAACCUUUGAUCCUGACACAGCAAAUCCCUACCUGCAUCUCUCAGAGGAUCUGCUCCGUGUUCAAGUUGGAGAUCGGAAACAAGAUCUGCCCAAGAACACCUCCCGCUUUGAGACAUGCACAUGCCUCAUGGGUUGCCAAAAGUUCACAUCCGGGAGGCACUAUUGGGAGGUCUGUGUGGAAGGCAAGACCAGCUGGACACUUGGAGUAUGCCAAGAGUCUGUGAGUCGCCAGGGGAUUUUCACACCCUCACCAGCCUCGGGGUUCUGGACAGUGUGGCUGAGGAACGGUGAUGAGUACGCAGCCCUGACCUCUCCUCUCACAGAACUCACACUGAAAACACCGCCGAGGAUCAUAGGCAUUUUCUUGGAUUAUGACACAGGAGAGGUCUCCUUCUACAAUGCUGACAGUGGAUCACACUUGUUUACAUUUGCAGACUCCUUCUCGGGAUCCCUGCAGCCUUACUUCUACCCUGGGGUAAAGGCUGGGGGAAAUGAUGCGCCACUCAUCAUCAUCCAGCCAGCUGGCCAUGAAGAUAAUCUUGUCCUUUCUACCACUGAGACCUUUUCUGGCAGUUAUAUGCCACUGUCACUGGAUGAAGACAAAUUUGUAUCAAAUAGUUAGGUUUCUCCAUGUGUUACAGGGUGGUUGGAUUUGGAGGCUGUAUUUUGCACAAAGCUCUGAAAAGUUCCUUCUAAGGAUGUAUUCACCAUAAUUACCAAGCCAAUAACCUUGAAAAAAGUUUCCAGGUCGUGUUGAUUUCCAAUGGUCCAAUAAAUGUGAACUUGGUAAGCAGCAAUGAUCUAAGGCCCAUUGUGCUGCUCUUUCUGAACCCUACUUGCUUCAUAGGAUUGUCAUAAGGCUAAAGUAGGGGAGGAGGAGAAUCAUUUACAUGCUUUAAACCCCUCAAAGUGGUAAAUGUGAUUAGUAAUACAUAAGUGAAGAAAUGCAUCUUUCCAUUGCCAACUAUCCUUUUGAUUAAAAUCACUCUUCAUUGCUUCUAUGACACUGGUUCUCAACCUAUGGGUCUCCAGAUGUUUUGGCUUUCAACUCCCAUAAAUCCUAACAGCUGGUAAACUGGCUGGGAUUUCUGGGAGUUGUGGGCCAAAACACCUGGGGACCCACAGGUUGAGAAACAUUUCUGUGAGCUUACGCCAAAUGGCCCAAAUUGUCUCAUAAGCCCAGCACCAGCAGCAGCCCAGAAAUAUGAUUAUGGUCAUCUUGACCACAUUCUGUUGUUCCCGGGCCACACAUGCUCCUACAUCCAUUUGUGAAAAUGCAGAAGGGUAUCAAACACCCCUUUCCAUGUACUGCUCAGCCAAUGAAAAUCUUUUUCCCUCUUGUAUCUAAUAUUAACUUUUUUUAAAAAAAAAUAUGGAAUAACUCUUGCUAUAUUUCAUAUUCUUGCUGCUAUGGCUACUAUCCUGUUGCCUUCUACAUUAACAAGCAUUAUUAAGAUUAAAAUUAAAACAUACAAAAAUACUGAAUCUGAAUUAAACUGAGAACCAUACACUUUACUUUAAAAAAAAUGCCAGUGGAAGGACAACAAGAAAAGAACUGUUCUAGCCUCCAAAGGGAGGGAAUCCCAGAGUUUGGGGGCAGGCACUGUGAAGGCCGUCUCUCCUGUUUCCAGCUGCCAUACUCAUGAAGGUGGCAGGACUGAAGCGAAGGUCUUCCUUGAAGGGAGAGUUAUAUUAUAAAAGCAGCAACUGUGCUCCUGUUGCCACAAACACUAUGACUUCAGCAACAGCAGGCUUGAAGUGGCCCCUUGCUGAGUUGGGGUGGUGGUGGUCCAAAUGGAGCCCCCCAGAAAUUGCCCACCUCAAGUGGAUUAGUACUCCAGGAUUGGCCAAAAACAAAGCCAUAUUUAUUUGCAUUUUACAUAAUCUUCACAUAAUGGGGAAUUCCAGGUCAUCUCUAGUGUGAUGUAAUCCUUGCUAGAAACCAUUUAUGGACAAAAAAUAGACACAUGACAUGACAGUAUUGUCUGUUUGUACACACUUGGCAAGAAUAAUAACUGUGAUGCAAUAGAUUUAGCAUUUCUCUUCCCAGCUGUCCUUUCUCUUCCCCUGCCGUACUUUUUUUUUUUAAAAAAAAGUAUUUACUUCCUGCCUGCCAUAUGUCAUUUCAUUUUAACAACAACCCUAUUGUUACAGGCUGAGAUAGUGGAAUGGAUGGGAAUUGUGUGGCUCUCCAGAUGUUGUUGAACUGCAACUGCAAGCAGAGCCGGCUCUAGGUAUUUUUCAAGUGUAGGCGAACAGAAUUUUGCCCCCCCCCCCAAAAAAAAACCAAUCACUGAAAAAUAAAAGGGUUGGAUAAGUGAAAAUGUUGGAUAAUAAGGAGGGAUUAAGGAAAAGCCUAUUAAACAUCAAAUUACAUUAAGAUUUUCCAAAUUAAGCAUUAAAACACCAUAUUUUACAAGAAAUCAACAGAAAAAGCAGUCUCAACUGUGCCCCCGUAUGUUUUGCACCCCAAGCGACCGCUUAAUUCGCCUCAUUGUUGGACCGGCUCUGACUGCAAGCAUCCGUCACCACUGUCUAUGAUGGCUAGAGCUUUUUGGAAGAUAUAUGCUCAAUGGAAACUUCAAGAUCUUUUUCUAAUAUACUAUCUACUACAUCACAUGGGAGCCCUCGGUGGCGCACUGAGUUAAACUGCUGAGCUGCUGUCAAGACCCAGGCUACGGAGCACCAAUAACCAUGCGCAGAGGCCAGAUUCUAUCUAAUAUCUUUAUUAAAGGAAUAUAUAAAGUCAAUAAAAACAAGUGAAGAAUAAAGUUCAGAAGUAGACCUUUCAGGAAAGGUCAAAUAUAGUCCAGGAAAACAAUGUCCAAUAUGAGAUAUUAGAGUCCAAAGUUAUAAUCCAAUAACCGAAACACACACUUUGCCAAGCAAAGUGUGGGGAAAUGACAAGGUCCUUUAGUCCAAUGGAGCUUGACAACAAGGCUGAGAAACAAACUGGAUUCUUGGCAAACAAGGCUUGAUACGAGGCAGCAAGAAGCAAGAAGCAAGAACGUGGUCCGUGACGAGGUCUGGGGAACAAGGCUGGCUUGGAACUGGUACAAGAUCCGUGGCAAGGUCCUGGAAACAAAGGAACUGGAGUAGCGUAGUCUACACACGAAUUCACUCCAGAAGCUGACGAAUUGACUCCGCAAGGAUCCCCCUUGCGGGAAAUAGCUAUAUAGGAUCUUGUUUUCCCGCCAAGGAACACUUUCCCUGGGGAACAAGAAGUGAAACCCAAACUGUGUCCGGAUGCAUGACUCCUUAAGAUUUCCCAAGGGAAACAGGCUUAAUCAGCUAAUUGUCUGGCAGCGAUCCUGGCGCUUCGGCGACUCGCCUCCCGAGCGCCUCUAUCUCGAUUAUAAUCAUCCCGGCGAGAGAACGGGGGAGAAUUCUGCCCAAGGCUUGUUUGGCUGACUUCUUGAGGGCAAACAUCCUGCAGGUGCAGGGCCUCCGAUUCUGGCUGAAUCGGUGGGAAAUCAAAGUUUUCCUCUUCAUCUGUCACCAUAGUACUAGGAACAGGACUACAUGGCCCAUGAGACAUCACAGCUGCUGAACUUGCUGACCAAAAAGUCGGUGGCUUGAAUCCGGGAAGCAGAGUGAGCUCCCGCUAUUAGCCUCAGCUUCUGCCAAUCUAGCAGUUCAAAAACAUGCAAAUGUGAAUAGAUCAAUAGGUACUGGUCUGGUAGGAAGGCAACGGCACUCCAUCCAGUCAUGCCAGCCACAUGACCUUGGAGGUGUCUGCGGAAAAUGCCGGCUCUUCGGCUUAGAAAUAGAGAUGAGCACCAACCCCCAGAGCUGAACACAACUAGAUUUAAUGUCUGGGGAAAACCUUUACCUUACCUACAUUACAGUAAUAGGCUACAUAGCUCCAUUGUACAAAGAAGUUUGAUAAGAGUGAUGUUUAACCCUGCCUAAGCUGGUGAACCUGUAUUUGAAUUACACAGUAUGACACCACAUCCUCUGUGGAUAUGUUUCUGUACUUUAAUACAUGAUUUUAAAAACCUUAUUGAAAUGAAGGACGCCCGAUCCAAAAAUUCCACAGAAUUGCACUGGAAGACCAAACAUUGUUGGAAAUAGAUAAAUAAAACCACAGGUACUGAUCUCAGUGACAUGAGUGUCAAUAUCAAGUUUUACUUUGGGGUGAAGGGUGCCUGACAACAUCUCUACAAAGCAUAGAAUGGAAUGGAAUUGGUUACAUUAUUCAGAGUACCCAAAAAGCUGUUACUUUGUUACUGCAGUCAGAAAGCAACAUCACAUUACAACUUUUGCUACUAUUGAACCAUGAGGAAAAAUACAUAACAAUGCUGUCUGUGGGUAUCACUGAAUGGACUUCCCCACCAACAUUCACCAACAUAGACACAGUGAACCAGAUUAUCUGGCUGCCCCAUUGACAGCACAGAAUUUUAAAAAUAAUUUUAUUAAGGUUUUCUAUGUAUAUGUAGGUAAAAAAAGGGGGACAGCGUUUGGCAGGAUAGAAUUUGGGUAGGGGUUUAGGUAGAGUAGGUAGGAUAGAGUAACACUAAUUUAUCUGUGUCAGGGUCUAAAGGAUUAGGAAGGUAAGGAAAAAGGGAAGAUAUAGAAAGGGGGGUUGUUGUCUUCCAAUCUUCUUCUUAGUUAAUUUAUAGUCUCUAGUCUCUUAUUCUUUCCAAUAUGUGCUUCCCUUUUUCUUUCUUCUUUUAUUUGGUCCAUUUUAUUUGCAUUUGUCAAAAUAAAUUAUACUAUUAUCUUCAUUUUCUCUCAGUUCAUAUAAUCCUUGAAUAAUGGCCAGUCUGUUAUCCUCUUUGGUCUCCUCUUUUGUCAGCAAAUGAGUUAGUUUAUCCAUGUCCAUAAUUUCCAUAAUUUUUAUUAGCCAUUGAUUUGUUAUUCUCCAGUUUCUUGUGUAUGCAAUCCUUCCAGCUGUUACUAAGUAAUUAAAGAAUAUCUUUGUUUGUGUCCCUAUCUAAAUCCUUAUCUGUCAAUCCUAGUAGGAAGUAUUCUGGUUUCAUUUGUAUUUUGAUUUUGAGGAUCUUUUGGAUAGUUUCUUAGAUCGCUUUCCAAUAAUUUUUCACUUUUCUGCAGGUCCACCACAUACGUUAGAAUGAACUUUCUUGAAUUUCACAUUUCCAACAUUUAUUUUAUAUAUUCUUAUAAAACAUGCCUAAUUAUUACCUAACCAUUGGUACAUUAUUUUAUAACAAUUUUCUUUUAAGUCCAUAGCAUAUGUAAAUUUCAAUUUUUGAUUCCAUAUAGAUUCUUAUUCAUUUUACCUUAUUUCUACCUCUAUCUCUACCCUACCUUUCUCUAUCCCGAAGAGGACUUAAAGUGGCUUGCAUAUGGCAACCAUUAGAUGCCUUAAAAUACAUACAACAGGGACUAAAAAUCAAUUAAAAUUUAAAAUUAAUACAUAUUAAACAUUUAAAAACAUCACAUUCAAUAUUAAAAUCACAUCAUCUGAAAAUCUUAAUCCAAGGCCGUUCCACUGUCAAUUGUACAUUAUUCCAAGGCUAUUAUUGCACUAUACUAAUUACCAACAGCCUAAUUUUAUUGGGCAGCCUAUAUUGGUGGCCCAUUUUAUCAUGGAUUCUUUUAUUUGUUCCAUUUCAGUGGACCACUCCAAUAAUUUUUCUUAUAUCUUUGUAACCCUUUUCUUUUCUAAUGAUAUUAUUUUUUCUCAUAUCGAUGAAACCUAGGUUUUUUUUGGUUUUGUUAUAGUAUUCUUUGAGUUGCAUAUAUUGAACCAGGAGAUGUUCUUGUAUAAAUGGUUAAUGUCUUCUUGUGUUUUCAUCUGAUAUGUUCCAUUUUGUUUUUUUCAAAAUUUCUUUUAGGUAACACAGUAAUUUUGUAGUGAGUGUAUAGAGAUAGUCAUUCGUGUUAGUCCCACUUUUCUCCCAACUCCUUCUCCCACAAACAGUUUCUCCAAAAUUAAUGGAAUAAAACAUUGAAACAUUA